Messenger RNA from Lycium barbarum (goji berry), 818 nucleotides. RefSeq lists its product as uncharacterized. Lineage: Eukaryota; Viridiplantae; Streptophyta; Magnoliopsida; Solanales; Solanaceae. Bases 100 to 528 code for a protein of 142 amino acids. The record is from RefSeq and is a predicted model, not a curated record. The transcript is spliced from 2 exons.
CAAAGCCUCACAAAGCCCAAUACAUUUCCACCUACCAAUAUCCAAAACUAUCCGAACAAACGAGAACUUCCCCCUCUGAGCCGCAACUCACCUCCAAAAAUGGCGUCGUCAAUCGUGCCGGCGUUAUUUUCUCCGCCGCCACGUACGGCGGCGACGUUAAACCGCUCCUCCGGUUCACCGUCACCUUCAUACACUUACCGGUUUCAAACCGUUGCUUUUAUGAAGCCGUUAUGGUUACCGUUAUCUCGCCGGAGUAGUUCGCAAAUCGUUCGUAUGGCGCCGGAUGAAGAGAAGAUGACUCGACGUUCUCCUCUCGAUUUUCCUAUCGAAUGGGAAAGGCCCAAGCCCGGACGAAGACCAGAUAUCUUUCCCCAAUUCAGUCCCAUGAAAACUCCCUUGCCUCCUCCUCUGCCGGGUGAUCCUCCAGAAGAGGACGAGGAAGAAGAAGAAAAGAAAGAGGAAGAAGAAGAGGAAGAUCCUGAGAAAGAAGAAGAUCCAGAUAAUAAACCAGAUGAUGUGCCAAUGUGAUGAUUUUAUUCCAACAACGCAGCAGGGCAGACUCGCGUUUGCUAUUGUUAGCUAAGUUGUGGCGGCUUAUGUACAUUGGCCCUAGGUCAUGUUCUAGAUAGAAUUAAUGGCACGAAGAGUUUUCGAUUUUUUUUGUAAUACAGUCUACUAUCCAGACAAUCAGUAGUGUGAUGUAAUCUUUUGUUUCAAGAAGACUAGUGUUUACUAUUCUUAGCCUACUCGUUGCAUCAUAUGUACAUUGGCUCUAUGCAUAUUGUACAUUGAGUUGAUGGCACAGAACUCUUAGAAUA